AUGGAGAAGAAGAAAAAUUCCCCCUUCCCAGACGCGAUUGCCGUCAAGCCAGGGGAUGGAGAAACAGUAGCCGACAUACUCAAGUCUAUGAAGAAAGAUGUUGAUGUAGAAGCGACCGGUGCGCAAAUAUCUUCCAUCUCAGAGAGCCGAAAUGGAGAAAUAGUGAUCAAAAUCAAGGCUAAGGACACGGAGAGAACUGCCCUAGAGGAACAACUUAGAUCAAAACUGGGACUACGGGCGACGGUACGCGGGCUCGUGAAAUUUGAAGAUGUUGAAAUACAAGACCUUGACUGCGUGACUUCGGAAGCCGAGGUGGAAAAUAGUAUUCGAUGCGCGCUUGGCCUACAUGCAGAUGACAAAUCAGUCAAAGUCAGAAACAUCCGACAGUCGUUUAUGGGUACACAGAGAGCCACUGUGCGGCUGAAAGGAGUGGAUGCCCGUAAAAUCAUUGAAAAUGGUCGCAUAAAAAUAGGGUGGGUAAACGCCAGAGUAAGGCUUAAAGCCAAAGCCACAAAGUGCUUUAGAUGCCUAGGAUACGGGCAUAUAAGACAAGCAUGCAAAGGACCAGACCGCUCGGAGGCCUGCUGCCUAUGCGCCAAGGAAGGACAUAAGGCGACGACUUGCACUGCCCCACCAAAAUGCGUGGCUUGUCAGGAUAUUAAAGAAGCUACUGACCACUUUCCGGGCAGCGGUAAAUGUGCGGCCUACAGACUGGCCUUGUCCGGACAUAAGCCCAAAUCAAAAGCCAAGGAUAGGGAUACAGCUACAACUAGCAGUACCCUAGAAAACCAGAAAAAUUAUUAA
Messenger RNA from Myzus persicae (green peach aphid), 804 nucleotides. RefSeq lists its product as uncharacterized. Gene Ontology annotation, molecular function: zinc ion binding; nucleic acid binding. The record is from RefSeq and is a predicted model, not a curated record. The coding region runs from base 1 to 804 and encodes 267 amino acids. The transcript has a single exon. NCBI's taxonomy places the organism in Eukaryota, Metazoa, Arthropoda, Insecta, Hemiptera, Aphididae.